Entamoeba dispar SAW760 is the source of this 816-nucleotide messenger RNA. RefSeq lists its product as uncharacterized. NCBI's taxonomy places the organism in Eukaryota, Evosea, Mastigamoebida, Endamoebidae. The coding region runs from base 1 to 816 and encodes 271 amino acids. The record is from RefSeq and is a predicted model, not a curated record. The transcript has a single exon.
AUGUCAAAUCAACCAGGAAAAAUAUUUAGAAUUUUAGAUGAUAUUAAUUGGAGUGAAGUGAAAAGUACCGAAUUAAAAGCAUUAAUGAAUAGAAAUAUCUCAAGUGUUGAUAUCAAAUAUGGGUAUGAAUAUAUCUUUCCAUUAAUUCCAAUUAUUAUAGUCAAUAAAGAAGAUUAUAUUAAUUUUCAAAGACAUUUUAGUGAUAUUUGGAAAUUUAUUGAAAGAAAUGCCAUUAUUUAUCCAGAACAGAAAGAAGAAUGCAUAGAAGAAGAAAGACCAUUAUUCACACAAAAAGAAGUCAAAGGAGAAUAUAAAUAUUUAUUUGACACAAUCAUUCCAGUCAAUGAAUUAAAAGAAUGUAAUACAAUCAAUAUUAACGAAUGGAUUAAAAAGGAAUUAAAUGAAAAACAAGGAUAUAUCUAUGAUAUUCAGAAAUAUAUUCAAUUACCUACUGAAAAAGAAAUUAAUCUUCCAAAUCCAGAACGACAGAAGAGAAAGAUUUUAGAUGAUUAUGAGGAGUAUUUAAUGAGAAAAAAGAAAGAAAUCAUUGAAUCAGAAAUUCAAAGAGGUUCAACAAAACGAAAAAGAGUUGAUGAUGAUGAGUAUGAAGAUGAGAAUAAAUAUGAGAAAGAGAGAGACUAUGAAGAUGAGAGUUAUGAAGAUGAAAAAGAAUAUGAAGAUGAGGAUAUAUUAGAAAAUGAGAAUGAAAUUGAUUAUAGUAUUACUGAUUCAGAAAAUGAAUAUUCAAGAGAGGAUAAAGAAGAAGAAAGUGAUGAUGAGACAGAAGAAGUUGAGAAAGGAUUUAUUGAAUUAUAA